AUGGCAUCCGAGAAUACACCCAAAGUCAGCCCUGGAAACGAACCCUAUCCAGAGUUACCACCCAUGAGAGCGCCGUAUCUCGAAUACGUCUAUCGCCUCGUCACCAACAUGCACCCGACUAGCCACUACGAAAUCGAGAAUCUGCAAGGGACGGGGGUGACUCGCUCCAUCGGGCAUAUCCAGAAUGGCACCGUCCGUGGGCCGAGGAUCAACGGGGUUGUCGUUGAGAAUAGCGGAGCAGACUGGGCUGAGCGGAUUCACUCGAAGAAGAUGCGUUUUUCUGUUUUCCCGCGGAAAGAAACGUUCAUUGCAUACGGAGUAACUGUGAGGGCUGGCAACUCGCAGCAAACACCUGGCCAACGCCGUGGGAUUAUUCUCUUUGGACGCCUGUCAAAUCUCUUUGGUCGUUGCUGGCUGAUGAUCGGAUGCAAUGUGCUGGUUCUGCUCGGUUCCAUUGCUGCCGCUAUCACGACCACCAUCGGCGGCGUCAUUGGGGCGAAUGCCCUGAUCGGUCUGGGAGGUGCUGGGCAACUGUCGUACGCCAUUACCCUGGAGGAGCCUCUGCCGUACAAGGCUCGUGGAUACAUCUUUUGUGUUGUGUCCAUUGCAGCGCUGCCUGUUAAUGCCUUUGGCCCUGUCAUUGCCAAGGCGUUUGCUGCUGAGGCUGCGAAGAAACGGAGAUGGUGCUACUACCUUAAUAUUGUCACUACUGGCAUUGCGACCAUUGCGUUUUACCUGUUCUAUCGCCCGCCUUUGCGAUGCUGCAUGUGGGCAAGUCGCUUGAUUACGUCGGUAUCAUCUUGA
Monascus purpureus is the source of this 804-nucleotide messenger RNA. The record is from the annotation of a GenBank genome assembly. Lineage: Eukaryota; Fungi; Ascomycota; Eurotiomycetes; Eurotiales; Aspergillaceae.